Messenger RNA from Thunnus maccoyii (southern bluefin tuna), 1381 nucleotides. Its product is annotated as cytochrome c-a. Gene Ontology annotation, biological process: mitochondrial electron transport, ubiquinol to cytochrome c; mitochondrial electron transport, cytochrome c to oxygen. Lineage: Eukaryota; Metazoa; Chordata; Actinopteri; Scombriformes; Scombridae. Gene Ontology annotation, cellular component: mitochondrial intermembrane space. The transcript has 3 exons. Bases 328 to 642 code for a protein of 104 amino acids. The record is from RefSeq and is a predicted model, not a curated record. Gene Ontology annotation, molecular function: electron transfer activity; heme binding.
CACUGCAGACAUACCUCACCUGUCUUUAAAAAAAUAGAUACUUUAACUGUCUUUAGUGCUGCUACAACAGUCAUUCACUCCCAUAUACUGCAGACAUACCUCACCUGUCUUUAAAAAAGGGUGUGCACGUAGCUUCGUCGUGAGUUAUGAAACGUGUUUCAUCACAGCUUGUUCCACCGCUCCCUCCCGAAAUGUGAGAUGUUUUUCUUUCAGGUUCAAAUCCAGCCGCCACCCUGAAACGACCAGACACAAACUUCACAAAUACAAACGAGACUUGGAAAAGUGGGAGGAAUCUUCUUGAAACAUACAGUCUGUCAGUUGCUGGUCAUGGGGGACAUCAAGAAAGGGAAGAAGGUGUUUGUCCAGAAAUGUUCCCAGUGUCACACAGUGGAUGAGGGCGGACGCCACAAGGUGGGACCCAACCUGUGGGGUCUGUUUGGGAGGAAGACAGGACAGGCGUCAGGCUACUCGUACACACAGGCCAACAUUGAAAAAGGGAUUAUAUGGGAUGAGGACACUCUGAUGAUCUACCUUCAAAACCCAAAGAAAUAUAUUCCUGGUACCAAGAUGAUCUUCAGCGGGAUCAGGAAGAAAAAGGAAAGACAAGAUAUCAUAGCCUAUUUAAAGGAUGCCACCUCCUAAUAGACACACAGUGAGAAAGUACACAUGCAGCUGUGGACAGAAGUAUCAAAUAUCUAAAGAAAAAUACAGUGUUUUCUUUGUAUUAGUUUUGAAUUCAUAAUUUACAUUAGCUGUUUAUAUCUGUGCAUCAUGUUACAUUACAACAUGGCUGCCACACUGUUCACACUGUUUUUGUGUAUAAGAGGCUGUUUUUAAUUAUCAUAUGAGUCAGCCUUCCUGCAACUUGUUGACCUAAAAAUUUUACUGCCGCUUGCACAGAAUCCAUUUGCAUUUUUGCCACUUUAACUCUUACUGCACUCUCGAUCACUGUUGUUAAAGUUUAUUUUUCUAGUUUAUUGUGUUUACUACUUGUUAAGUCUCUCUCUGUUUAUAUGUAGUUUUCUGCUGCAGACUCAAAACGGGUAUAAAAGGUGUUUGUAUUAAAUGGUGCUCCAUGGACAGUCCACUUCUUUUUCUUUUUUUCCUCUUCUUGUAAACUGUUGUUACAUUGUUACAGACCUUAAGCAUAUUUUUUGUUUCUGACUGUGUUUAAGUUGCACUUAAAAAUGAGUUUUUUGAUACAAGAAAAGUUGGUCAAAUAGUAACUACUACUUACAACUCUUAAACUUGGCCUGAUAACGACCUGUUGAAUACAUUUUUAUUGAGCUACUGUUUUAUACUUUGUUGUUGUUAUUCCUUUUCAAGACAACCCCUUGGCUUGAGUAAACGGAUGUGGCAAUAAAGAACCUCUUUUAGUGAA